Messenger RNA from Cynocephalus volans (Philippine flying lemur), 3400 nucleotides. RefSeq names its product solute carrier family 35 member G1 (gene SLC35G1). Gene Ontology annotation, biological process: calcium ion export across plasma membrane; regulation of cytosolic calcium ion concentration. The coding region runs from base 6 to 1103 and encodes 365 amino acids. Lineage: Eukaryota; Metazoa; Chordata; Mammalia; Dermoptera; Cynocephalidae. The record is from RefSeq and is a predicted model, not a curated record. Gene Ontology annotation, cellular component: endoplasmic reticulum membrane; plasma membrane. The transcript is spliced from 3 exons.
GCGAGAUGCCGUCCGGGGACAGCGCCGGCGCGGCCGAGCCGGAGGAGCCCGGGCUGCCGCUGACCGACGGUGCGCACGCGGGCGCCAGCGAGGAGCCGGCGGCCGCCGAGGCAGCGGAGGCGCCCGGCAGCGGCAGGUGCUGGCUCUGCCGCUCCUCGCCGUGCGCCUCGCGCGCGGAGCCGGAAGCCAAGAAGAAAGCACCCUGUCCUGGACUUGGCUUGUUUUACACAUUACUGUCUGCCUUCCUUUUCUCAUUGGGCUCUUUGUUUGUUAAAAAAGUGCAAGACGUCCAUGCUGUAGAAAUUAGUGCAUUUCGAUGUGUUUUCCAAAUGCUAGUUGUUAUCCCUUGCUUAAUAUACAGAAAAACUGGGUUUAUAGGCCCAAAAGGUCAACGAAUUUUCCUCAUUCUCAGAGGAGUGAUUGGUUCUACCGCCAUGAUCCUUAUAUACUAUGCUUACCAGACAACGUCUCUUGCUGACGCCACAGUUAUCACGUUUAGCUGUCCGGUGUUUACGUCCAUAUUUGCUUGGAUAUUUCUCAAGGAAAAGUACAGCCCUUGGGAUGCUCUUUUCUCCAUGUUCUCAAUCACUGGAGUGAUCCUUAUCAUGAGACCACCAUUUUUGUUUGGUUCCAACAGUUCGGGGAUGGAAGAAAGCUAUUCAGUCCAUCUUAAGGGAAUGUUUGCAGCAAUUGGACAUACCGUAUUAGCUGCAUUGACUCUAGUUAUCCUAAGAAAAAUGGGAAAAUCGGUGGACUACUUUUUGAGCAUUUGGUAUUAUGUAGUACUUGGCCUCGCUGAAACCAUCAUCGUCCUCUCUGUAUUAAGAGAAUGGAGUCUGCCUUACUGUGGAUUGGACCGGCUAUUUCUUAUCCUAAUUGGGCUCUUUGGUUUGGGGGCUCAGGUAUUUCUCACUAAAGCAAUUCAAAUAGAAAAGCUAGGACCAAUAGCAAUAAUGAGGACGAUGGAUGUGGUCUUUGCUUUUAUCUUUCAAAUUAUUUUCUUUAAUGAUGUGCCAACGUGGUGGACAGUGGGUGGUGCUUUCUGCGUAGUAGUGAGUAAUAUUGGAGGGGCCAUUCGUAAGUGGUACCAGAGUUCCAAGUGAACCAUCAGUGCUGAAAUUUCACCCAUUCAGACACAACUCGCGUGCAUGCGCGCGUGCACGCACGCACACACACCCUUUCUACCUGGAAAAUCUGCAUUUACUUCAUUGAUUAUAUUUAAUAAAUUUUAUAAAUAAAGUGCCAUUUUUGAAUAUAGUAUGUCUUUAAUUAGUUAGGAAUAGCUAGUCUGUUUGGUCUAGCAAUUUUGUUUGGUAGCUUUGGUUUUGGUUUGUUUUUAUUGGGGUGGUAUUGGCUAGAGGCAUUUUUGAAGUUCUGCAAAAAAUUUUUAUGACUUUAGUAAUGUAUGUAAUUUUUAAAAUGUAUUUUUGGUACUGAUGGGAUGUGGGUUGGGAGGAAAUUUUAGGUUUUUUUUUUUUUAGUAGUAGAGAGCCUAAGAAAUUUAUUGACAAUGCUGCUAUAAUUAGUAUUAUAUUGAUAAUUCAUUUGCAACAUAAUUCCAUUUUGGAGGCCAAAGCUAAAACUUGGAAUAGGUGCCUACAUAAUAAUGUUAAUAAUAUAAAUGAAUUAGCCUUAUUUACAAGAACUUUAUAAGUGAUUAUUGUACUUUUAACUUAUGUUCAUGCCUUUUCAUUUUAAUGCCAGAAUUUUAUGUGUAACCUCUAAAAAAAAGUCUAUAAAUCGCCAAAUUUAGCUAGUAGUUUUCUGUUUCAGUGGCAUUAGGAACCGUAGCUAUCAUUUUAUAAUUUUAAUUAUCCUCUGGUUUUUGAAACUGCACUCAAUUUUUCUUAAUGUUCUGAGAUUUCAGAUCUUUAAAUCACAAAGGGAAAUCUUGGCAUGACCAGUGUGCACAUUUCUAUCCUGAAGAAUUUUCUCUUCACUAGAACUGUGAUUUUCUAAAAGUUCUCUUUGAAUUUAUAGUGUGAUGCCAAAAAGAAUUUUCUCAGGAUCUUAUUAGGUUGAACCACAUGAAAUUACCAAGUCUGUACCAUUUUAACUUACAAACACCAUAUAGUUUCAUAUGGUUCACCCUAAUAGACACAUCCUCUACCCUCUAAAUCAAAUACUUAGAGGUCUUUGGACUAUAUAUUUUUAAAUAACUUUUUAAAGUACAGUUAUGCUAUUAAUCCUAUUUUUACAGUCUUUUACCCUUAUGGAGUUACAUGUAAUAAUGCUUCAUGUUAUAUGUUAAAUGUAAAGAUCUGUGUGUUCAUGGUUGAUUGACUUUCAUAGAAAAAAAGAUCACUGUUAAAUUCUCGUAUAUCAUCAUGAUGUGAAGUGUCAAUGCUGCACCAUGAUACGAACAUCAUGAAUUCAGACAACCCAUUUUAUACGUGGAACUUCAUCAGAUCAAUACUCUGCAGUUAAAGGGAGAAUUUAAUAUCAGGGAAAGCUUGGAAAGUUAGGAUGUAGGGAGUACAUGCAAAUGAUUCUUUGUCACAAUGACACCUUUAUUGGUGAGGCUUAAAUGACGGCCUUCAACUCUUACUGUGUGAGACGUAGCAUCUAUUAUUAUUUUAAGCCUGCAGAGUUGAAAGAUUAUAGGCUCUUUCCCACUCUCUCUUCACAAUUCUUCCAAAGCAGGGAGCAACUUGGCUUCUGAGAUUUAUGGCUUGGUGAGAAACGAUCUUCUCUAAUAGUUCCAAGGGGGAAUUUUUGCUGAUUUUAUCAAAUGCUUUCCACCUGAUAAAUCCUAAAUGAAGUCUAAUUAGGUGAGUCAUCUCCAUCAUAACUGUAGCCUAAUUUACGAUCUUGGAAUUUAGACUUGCAAUAGUGUCAUUCUGUAAGUAUCUUAGAUAAUUAUAGAAUCAGAGUAUUUCAGAGCUUAAAGGUAUCUUAGAAAUCAUCUUGUAGGAGCCAUGCUGUAUAGAUAGGUAUGAUAGGGAGAAGAUCUGCCCAAGUUGGGUUUCCAUGGCCUUAUUCCCUCUAAUUCCAUAAUAAGGUGCAGAAAGUACACCACGACUUGAGCUACUUAAGGUGAAUUAACUCUCAGGGAACCCUCUCCCAAGUCUUUACCUUGCACAAUAAAAGAACCUCUGAAACCUUGGAAGUUAAAUCACUUUGGGCCCAUACACUAGAGAUCUGGUUUAUUUCAACAGUGUAGUUUGAGUACUUGGAUGUCAUGAUAUAUAACCAAGGUUAGAGAAAAUGUUUCUUCCCCCAACUUUUCCAGGGUGUGAUUCUUAGAUACAUAAUGUCCAACACGUAUACAAGGAUAUGUAUUGUAACAAUUAUGGGUGCAUAUGUUUCACAAUGAUUGUAGUUUCUAUAUCUUGAAAAGGAAAAUAUUUUCAUAACUUGUUUUUAUUUUAUAAGUGCUAAUAAAAUAAUAUGAAAGAAA